GUCAGCGAGCUCCCGGGGCGGGAGGUUGGGUCUGUGUGUCCGGCUGAGCCUUCCAGGGUGCUCCCCACCCAGCCGGUUUCUGGGGUGCAAAGAGGGGAGCUCUGUGCAGCCAGAGCCCAGGAGCGGCCCCUGCAGCCCAGCCAGCAACUGCCCGGAGAAACAAGACUUUUAAAAUAGCCUUGGUCAUUUCCAAAGGCCCAGUGCGCACACACAAGGUGUCCUGCUUUAACAAUACCGGUGUAUUUAAAGCGUACAGCGCCCCCCCCCCCCCCGCCAGCCCCGCAUGUGGAUAUAAUUAUUUUGUUACAAAGGUGCUUGUAUAGGAAAGGGAAUAAGCUGCACUGAUAUACGGCCUCUCCAUCCUGGUAUCACUGUAUCCCUAUGAUGAGGAAAUAGUUUAUUCUACUUAGCUGCUAUAACAGGGGGGGCAAGUUUGUCUCCUGUACAUAGGAGAAAGAAGAAGGGGAAAAUGCAGCGUCAGCUAUGGAUAGUUUUAACUCAAGGAGUUCCUUGGAGAGGAAAUGUAACCAAACUCCAAACCCACAGACAAUGGAACUUUCUGUGCCUGCAUCCUAUAGCUAACUAACUGCUUGGUUUGCAAAAUAACACAACGGGGCAAGAACCCAACUGCAGUUGAAAUAAAUGGAUCGCCCCUCCCGGGGCUCCUUGCUUGAUUAGCUGUGUCAGUCUCUCCUUAUUCCUCAGCUGGAACGGACAGGAAUUUCCACAACAGUGAGAUCACUAUAUUGGGAAAUAGGGCAACUGCCCUGAUAACUGAAACACGGCGAUUGUCUCCACCACCGAGCAUUGGCCAGUGUAGCUUUGCCACCAGAGCCUGUGAGUGGAGACACUGUGUACGCCAACAGAAGGAGGUUUUCUGCCAGCAUGGCUGCCCCAGCUCCUCAAAUGACCCAGGCCACACCAGUGUUUCUCAGAUGGGGCCACCAGGAUCUUUUCUUGGGACGACAGCCUUCUGGGCAGUGAUUGGGUUGAGGGGGGGAGGUGAAGCAGUGACUCCACCCCAAGCCCCCCCCCCGGGGUUGGACCCAGCCCCCUUCUGGAGCCAGAAAUGCCAGAGGAGCAGGCAGCUGGUGUCUCAGUUUGUGUGAUCGGAAGAGAAGGGAUUUCUGAGAGGAUGGAGCCCCCGUCCAGCUCAAGGUCUCAGAGGUUCCACCACCCAGGACCAGAACUAAGCUGUGACUUCAGAGAGAUGCAGCAGUAUCCACGGCAACUAGAUCUUCCUGCACCUUAUUUGUUUGUUCCUUAUGAUAAGGAGAAUGAAGGAGACCAGGAUAUAGUGGCCUCGCUCUGUAGGUUUGGCUUUAUGAUGCCAGUGACAUUUGAGGAGGUGGCCGUGUCCUUCUCUGAAGAUGAAUGGGCUCUUUUGGAUGAAAAGCAGAAGGAACUCUACAGCGAUGUCAUGCAGGAGAUUUACGAGACUUUCAUCUCAUUGGGAUUUCCGAUCGCUAAACCAGAUGCACUGUCCCAGAUGGAGCGAGGGGAAGAGCCGUGGUUCCCAGAUCUCCAGCACGCUGAGGAAAGGGAGAAUGCAGGAGGCACUAGCACUGCAGGUGCUGGGACAGUGAGUGAGAAGGAGGGAACAGCCCAGAAAGUAUCUACAGGAGCAGAACCACAAAGGAUGUUCUCCGGGAGACACUGUUGCCCUGAGUGGGGAGAUGCCAGUGAGUGUCAGAGCAGGACAGAGAGGCUCUGGGAAGACCCUCCAGGCAGGAGUAAAUCCCCUCAUAGCAAAAGAAGUUUAGAGAAAUCCAAAGAGACCAGCACCCACCAGACAGCCUGCACAGGGGAGAGCCCAAACACAGGUGCUGAACCUGGGGAAAGUUUCAAUAAAUGCUCGCUCCUCGUUAAGCAUUGUCAGCAAGCUUGUGCAGGAAAGGGUGCCUACAAGUGUAAUGAAUGUGGCCAAAGCUUUUCUCAACAACAGUGCCUUCAGAGACAUCUGAGAAGUCACACAGGGGAGAGACCCUAUAAAUGUAAUGAAUGCAGGAAAAGCUUCAGAUACAAGACAACCCUCGUUCUUCAUCGUUACACAGUCCACAAGUCGGAGAGACCCCAUAAGUGUCCAGUGUGCGGCCAGCAAUUUAUCCUGAGAAAGAGACUUAUUGAGCAUCAGAGAAUCCACAACCAAGAGAUGCAUAGAGGGUUUAACAGUGGGAUUGUGAGUGAGAACAAGGAUGAGCAUCCCCAGCAGAAAAAGCCAGUGGGAGCGGAGCCUCAUGAGGCAUCUCAGAGAUGUGAACGGGCAGAUGCUGGUAAGAGUCGGGGAAGGAGAGGACAGCUGCGAGCUUUCCCAGCAGUGGGAAAAGACUGUGAAUCUGCUGUAGGCGAAGGAAGUUCUAAGAAAUUGAACCGCACCAUCGCCUACCAGGGAACCAAGGUGGGAGCACAAGUGAACACACAAAGUAAGAGUAAGAGAAGAUUUAGCAGCAGCUCAGCCCUUCACCUGCAUCAGAAAACCCACCCGCAUGAGAAACGUUACAGCUGUGCCGAGUGUGGGAAAAGCUACCGCCAGAACCAACACCUCCGAAGGCAUCAAAAAAGCCACACGGGAGAGAAACCUUAUGUGUGUGCUGACUGUGGGAAUAGCUUUGGACGGAAGUCGACACUCAGUAAACACCUACGGACGCACAAAGAGGAGAAACCCUAUAGCUGCGCUGACUGUGGGAGAAGCUUCAGAGAGAGCUCGUACCUUGUUCUGCAUAAGAGAAUCCACACAGAAGAGAAACCCUAUCAGUGUCCUGACUGUGACAAAAGCUUCAGACGGAAAGGGGACCUUUCCACUCACUGUAAAACCCACACGGGGGAAAAACCUCAUAAAUGCACUGAAUGCGGGCAAGGCUUCGGGCGGAAAUCAACUCUGACUAAGCACCUGAGGACCCAUACUGGGGAGCGGCCCUAUAAAUGUCCUCACUGUGAGAAAAGCUUUCGUCAGAAGUUCUCCCUUUCCCAGCAUCAGUUAACGCACCAGGAAGUGCGGCCUCACAUGUGUACGGAAUGUGGGAAAGGCUUCAAUCAAAAAUCAUACCUUGUUCAACACUUGGCAAAACUGCACUUGAAAAAGGAAAGCUGAUGAGGAACUGGUCUUUCAAUGGGUUUUGGGGAUGGUUAGUGGGAAUUUCAAGGCAGUAGAGUUGUACUUUGGAGUUGAUCAGUGGCAUGCCAUCUAUGGAUGCAAUGCAUAGAUUGCAUUCCCGUGUGAGCCCUGAAUAUGACAUCCUGACUGGCACAAAAUGGCAUCCUCCACAGAUUGUGAAGACACGGGUAUUUUAACAUGGCACUCUACAAAUGGAUUAAAACCUGGCGAACUGAGAUGUCUCAAUAUGUAACUAAACAGGGAAUCCUCAUUGAGCAGGUGUGUUUCUAGUGUGGUCCUGCAGAGAUUGGUUCUUGAUCCUCUGCUAUGUAACGUUUUUAUCAAGGACCUGGAAAUAAACAUAAAAUGAUCACUGAUAAAGUCUGCAGAUGACACUCUAAUCCGGGGGCGUGGUAAAUAAUGAAGAGAACAGGUCACUGAUUCACAGUGAACUGGAUCCCUGCACUCCUCUAUGGAAUAGCUAUGCAAAACGUUUCCCAAUUUACUCCUAAAAAAACACAGUUGGGCAGAGUGCAGGGUAUGAAGUGGAAAACAGAAAAUGCCCCAAUUAACUUACAGUCAGUUAACCUAAUAAAUCACACUAAGGCUUAUGAGCCAAAGUCCCCUAACAUUUU
This is a messenger RNA of Mauremys reevesii (Reeves's turtle), 3729 nucleotides long. RefSeq names its product zinc finger protein 250-like. Gene Ontology annotation, biological process: regulation of DNA-templated transcription. The transcript has 8 exons. Lineage: Eukaryota; Metazoa; Chordata; Testudines; Geoemydidae. Bases 1070 to 3091 code for a protein of 673 amino acids. The record is from RefSeq and is a predicted model, not a curated record.